Lucilia cuprina (Australian sheep blowfly) is the source of this 2989-nucleotide messenger RNA. It is a transcript of the gene Vps39, whose product is annotated as vam6/Vps39-like protein. The record is from RefSeq and is a predicted model, not a curated record. Gene Ontology annotation, molecular function: protein binding. The transcript has 6 exons. Gene Ontology annotation, cellular component: membrane; cytoplasm. The coding region runs from base 134 to 2818 and encodes 894 amino acids. Lineage: Eukaryota; Metazoa; Arthropoda; Insecta; Diptera; Calliphoridae. Gene Ontology annotation, biological process: autophagy; vesicle-mediated transport; endosomal vesicle fusion.
UCUGCAAAGUAUUAAAAGAAAAUAAAGCAGAUUUACAUUUUAUUUUUUCUUCUUCAAUAUUAAAAUUGUAUUAUUACAAAAAAUAUAAAAAAUUAAUUUAAACUCUGGAAUACUUGAUAAUACUAACUGCAAUAUGCAUCAGGCCUAUGAGGUACAUUCAAUUUUAAAACAAGGCGUUCAUAUAGAGUCAAUAGCCGCCUAUGAUAACAAUGUUAUUUUGGGUACACGCAGUGGCCAAUUGAUAAUGUAUUCGGUGGAUAAAAAUGGUGCCGUCGAUAUGUUGAUGUUUAGCAAGAAUUUCAGCAAAAAGUCCAUUGUCCAAAUGGAAGUGAUUGCCGAAGAGAAUCUACUGUUUGUUUUAACCGAUGGCAUGAUACAUGUAUGCGAUAUUAGUCGUACCGAAAACAAUUUUACUUUUAUACAUAGUUCACAAUUUACCAAGGGCUGUAGUUUGUUUACAUUGGAUGCACAGACCACCAAAACUAUAACCGGUAAAACCGAGACUGUUAUACGCGUCUGUUGUGUAAUUAAAAGACGUUUGCAAUUCUUUUAUUGGAAAUUAAAUAUCUUAGCUUCACCGGAGUUUUCAAUUGAGCUUAAAGAUGUACCCAAGGCUUUGUGUUGGGUACAGGAUCUUAUUUGUGUGGGCUACAAAGAUGAAUAUGUAAUUUACAAUAUAAAAUAUCAAAAAACCGAAAAACACGAUCUUAUUGUAACCUCAUCCUCACACAAUUUAGAUCCUUCUAUAUGUCUGUUAAAAGAUGAUAUUUUAAGCAUCACUAAAGAUGAAUAUCUUGUGGCAAUUAAUCUACAAAACUAUAAGGAACGUAAAGAUGAUAAGACAAAGGUACAAGCUUCUUUGGAGGCUACUGGAGGUAAAGGUAAAACUGCUUUAAAACCCAUGAUGUGGAGUAGUCCUUUAUUGGGUUUAGUAUGGGAUGAACCGUUUGUUGUGGGUCGUGUUGCUAAUGGUAUAGAAGUUCGCUGUUUAGAGGCCAAUGGCAUAGAUAAAGAUACCUUGGUACAGUCUAUACCAGAAUUGAAUAAAACAAAACAUCUAGUGCGUUCGGCCAAAGGUACCAUAUUUGCAGCGGCAAUUUCUGAAUUAUGGUGUAUACGUCUAGUAGAUAUUACUACGCAAAGGCAACAGUUGUUGCAGCAAAAAAGAUUUCAAUUGGCCAUUGAAUUAAUGAAUAUUUCCGAUGAACCUGAAUUAUCGAAAGCAGAAACUGUACGCCAGAUACAUAUGCGUUUUGCCAAAGAGUUAUUUGCUUUAAAGCAAUUUUCUGCCGCCAUGACUGAAUUUGAAAAGGCACAGGCAAAUCCUUACGAUGUCAUACGUCUUUUUCCCAAUUUACUGCAGGAUCAAAGUAAACCAACUACUAGUGAUAGCUUUGAUGCAGCUGUUCCUACUGCAGCUAUGCUGCAGUUAGAAGAUAAAGAUUUAGAAAAUGCUCUUCUGGCCUUAAUUGAAUUUCUGGCAUUGGCUCGUCAAAAAGAGGUGGUUAAACUGCGCGAUACCAAAAGCACUUCGAAAUCAUUAUUGUCUAUUAUUGAUACCACCCUAUUGAAAUGCUAUUUACAAACGAAUGAUUCUUUAAUAGCACCAUUGUUGCGUCUAAAUCAAUGUCAUCUUGAGGAAUCGGAAAAAACGUUAUUAAAACAUGACAAAAUGUCCGAACUGAUUAUACUGUAUCAAACAAAUGGCAAACACAAGAAGGCUUUAGAACUCUUACAAUCACAGGCCACUAAAGAAGGUUCUAGUCUUUAUGGCUACGAAAGAACUAUACGUUAUUUACAACAAUUGGGUGCCUCUCAUUGGCCCUUGAUAAUGGAGUUUUCAGAUUGGGUAUUAAAAGCCAAUCCUGAACAAGGUUUAAGAAUUUUUACCGAAGAUUUUAUAGAAGUGGAAAAUUUGCCUCGUGCUGCCGUCUUGGAUUUUCUCUUGACUCAUCAUAAGGCAUUGGUUAUACCGUAUUUGGAACAUGUUGUUAAUGUAUGGCAAGAUGAAAACACAUUCAUACACAACAUUCUCAUCAAACAAUAUCGUGAGAAAUUGGAAAAUAUAAUAAACGAUUUGGCAAAAGAAGGUUCCAAUCAGAAAAAUGAAUUAAAUGCCGAACUUAAAGUAUACCGUCAGAAAUUAUACGACUUAUUGCAAAAUUCCACCAACUAUUCACCAGAUGUGGUUUUAAAAGAUUUUCCCACUAACAUGUUAUUGGAAGAGCGUGCUUUGAUUUUGGGACGUUUAAAGAAACACGAAAAAGUUUUAGCCAUUUACAUACAAAUAUUGGGAGACGUUGAUAAGGCUGCUAAGUAUUGUGAAGAUAAUUAUGAAGAAGACAAGGAUAUAUUCUUUACAUUACUAAAAACUAUACUAAAUCCUCUAAAGCAACCACCUUAUGAAAAUGUUGAACUACACAAGGAUUUUCUAAAACCUAAUCAUGAUAUUGUUUUGGAAUUACUAAAUAAAUAUGCUCUCAAAAUAGAACCGAGCAAAAUUUGGCCGUAUUUACCCAAAGAUUUGCCCGUAUAUCGCAUACAACAUUACUUAGAUACGGUGUUGCGACAAAAAAUGGCUACACGUAGUCAGUUGGAAAUUAAAAAAGGCUUAUUGGAAGCUCGUCUAAAACGUUGUACUGAAUUGGUGUUGGAACAACAGAAUAUACACUUUGAAUUGACUGAAUUUAGUGUUUGUCCCGAGUGCAAAAAACGUUUUGCCAAUCAAAGUGCCUUUGUACGUUAUCCUAAUGGCAAUGUGGUACAUCUAUCGUGUCAUGAUAAGAAAGUAAUGGCUGCAAAUUUAUUUGGCAAUUGAUUGUGUUGUAGAUGUAUUGCAGUUGGAUCUGUUAUAUUUGAUUUACUAUUAGAUUUAGUUUGAAAAACAUAUAACUUAUUGCUUUGCAAAAUUAUGCAAUUUAGCUUUCAUAUGUACAGUAUAUACAAAAAAAUAUUAAAUAAAAUUUGAAAAAACUAUUUAUAACGCUAA